UCACUACUCCAUUAAAGUGAGCUCUCUCUAGGCUAAUGGACUGGCUGACAAGUGGAGCAUGAAAGGUCCAAAAAGUCUCACUAUACCCCACAUCCUUCCUGUGGUUAUUCUGUCAAAUGUGGUCUUAUCUCUUCCAUUCCACUUUUCUCUCUUUUGUCACAAACUGUGCAUUAUACAAGGAUAGCCUUGUGUGCAAGUACAAGAUCAGCUCUGUGCCCAGAGUAAUUCAUUUACAAAUCAGGCAUUCCUCCCGGUAUGAAGAACGUUCAUUGUGCCUUAGGAUAUCAGAUUGAUGUCAACUAGAAAUCUGGCAGCCUGAAGGGGAUUUUAUCUUUAGCUAGAUCUACUUAUUGGGGAAAUAUAAUAAGUGGUGUUAGUGGAUGGGUCAUAAUAUAUAGUGGAUGAAGGGUAUUGCCUCUGUUUUUUGCAUUUAUAUGGGAAACCCAUGUCACGAGAACAACCAUACCAGUAUUAUAUUCCUCUGUUUAUUCUGUGACACCACAGUUUCUUUUGUAGGUGUCUGUAUGAUAUCACAGUUAUACAUAUAGUAUGUAAGGGAGUUGCCAUGUUGCUUGAAAAGGCUGAUCCUUCCUUGUACACAGUGAAAGCUGUUUUAAUUUUGGACAAUGAUGGGGAGCGGCUCUUUGCUAAGUAUUAUGAUGAAACCUAUCCCACCGUCAAGGAGCAGAAGGCUUUUGAAAAAAACAUUUUCAAUAAAACCCAUCGGACAGACAGCGAGAUUGCUCUUCUAGAGGGGCUGACUGUGGUGUAUAAAAGCAGCAUUGACCUGUAUUUUUAUGUCAUUGGAAGCUCACAUGAAAACGAGCUUAUGCUCAUGGCUGUUUUGAACUGUCUCUUUGACUCCUUAAGCCAGAUGCUCCGCAAAAAUGUCGAAAAGCGAACCCUGCUUGAGAAUAUGGAAGGACUUUUCCUGGCAGUUGAUGAGAUUAUAGAUGGAGGAGUCAUACUAGAGAGUGACCCUCAGCAAGUGGUUCACCGUGUGGCACUAAGGGGUGAUGACGUUCCUCUCACAGAGCAAACAGUAUCACAGGUGCUACAAUCUGCAAAAGAGCAAAUCAAGUGGUCCCUUCUCCGGUAGUUGGCGUCUGCCGGCCUGCACUAGUCCAUCAUUCAUUCCAUCUUUAUGGGGCCCACAGCUGCUGUCCUUCUUUGUCCCCAUUCUUCGACCAAUUGCAUUCGGCCGCUAAGUUAGAUCUCUUGCACUGACUUUUUUUUUUUUUUUAAUGGAAUCUUGUAUUUAAGUGCAUUGGUGAUCCAAGACCCAUGGUCUCAUGUCUUCUAAGAUUGUUUGUUUUUCCUUUUACAAAUGUUUCAUUUAUUUCCUCCCAAAGCAAAGAAUUCAGUUGUACUCAUACAGUAGUUUAGGAAUCUGAAAUGUCCCAAUGGGUUUCUAUGGGAAGCUGCAGAGUAGUAUAGCUUUGCACACAUUCACUUAGCAGCGCCUGUGCCCAGCCUCGCAGUAUGGCCUAAAUCAAGCCUUCACUUUCACUUGAUGUAAAUAAAUGAUGUCCCAUUCUCAGUAGGUAAGAGGAAUUUUAUCGAGAUCAUUCAUCAGGUUUCUGCUCUGGCAGAACAAUUCUUGUGUGUUUUGCUUCCUGAGACCUCUAAGUGCCAAAUGAACGGAUCAUUUGCAUUCAGUAGGGUAGGCGGUAACUCACACAUCACAAACCAUGAAUAUGAUAAACAGACUCUCUUGCCUUCUGUUAGAGGGAAACCUUGUUAAAGUGGACCAACGUGAUGCAUUCAAAGCAUAUUUUCUUGCUGUCCUUAUACCAACUAAUACAUAAGAUGAAUAAAUGCCAUACCAACAUUG
Xenopus tropicalis (tropical clawed frog) is the source of this 1834-nucleotide messenger RNA. RefSeq names its product COPI coat complex subunit zeta 1 (gene copz1). Gene Ontology annotation, cellular component: COPI vesicle coat; Golgi membrane; cytoplasm. Gene Ontology annotation, biological process: retrograde vesicle-mediated transport, Golgi to endoplasmic reticulum; vesicle-mediated transport; intracellular protein transport. The record is from RefSeq and is a predicted model, not a curated record. The coding region runs from base 566 to 1099 and encodes 177 amino acids. NCBI's taxonomy places the organism in Eukaryota, Metazoa, Chordata, Amphibia, Anura, Pipidae. The transcript is spliced from 9 exons.